Molecule: messenger RNA, 1661 nt
Organism: Fundulus heteroclitus (mummichog)
Lineage: Eukaryota; Metazoa; Chordata; Actinopteri; Cyprinodontiformes; Fundulidae
Product: ADP-ribosylation factor-like protein 13B
Exons: 10
Coding region: 20-1333 (437 amino acids)
Biological process (GO): non-motile cilium assembly; receptor localization to non-motile cilium
Cellular component (GO): motile cilium; ciliary membrane; non-motile cilium
Molecular function (GO): GTP binding; GTPase activity
Source: RefSeq, a predicted model, not a curated record
GCCUCAGCGGGUCUCCUUCAUGCUGCCCGCCGCUGCUGCCGGCGUCCAGCGGCGGCGGCGUUAUGGGUUAGCGGCCGGCGCCUCAGCUCCUGCACCCAUGAGGGCCAGCUGGCUGCAGAGGACUGUCGCAUGGAUCGUGCGUCUGAUGUCGUUUAGGCGCAGAUGUCAAAGGAAGGUGACCCUGGUGAUGGUGGGCCUGGAUAACGCGGGGAAGACGGCGGCGGUGCGAGGAAUCCAGGGAGAGAAUCCGCAAGACGUGGCUCCCACCGUGGGCUUCUCCAAGGUGGACCUGAAGCAGGGAAGGUUUGAGGUGACGAUCUUCGACCUGGGAGGAGGGAAGAGGAUCCGCGAUAUCUGGAAGAAUUACUACUCGGAGUCCCACGGCGUGGUGUUCGUGGUGGACUCCAGCGACGUGCAGCGCAUCCAGGAGACGCGGGAGACCAUGGCGCAGGUCCUGCAGCACCCGCGCAUCGCCGGGAAACCCGUGCUGGUACUUGCCAACAAACAAGACAUGGAGGGAGCGCUGGCCGAAGCAGACAUCAUCGAGAACCUGUCGUUGGAGAAGCUCGUAAACGAGAACAAGUGUCUCUGUCAGAUCGAGCCCUGCUCGGCCAUUUUAGGGUGCGGGAGAAAGGUGGACAAGUCCAUCAAGAAGGGCCUCAACUGGCUGCUCAGCAACAUCGGCAAUGACUACGAGGCCAUUGCCGAGCGCGUGCAGAAGGACACGGCGGAGCAGCGCGCCCUGGAGGAGCAGGACAAGAAGGAGAGGGCGGAGCGAGUGCGGCGCAUCCGGGAGGAGAGGGACCGGCAGGAGCGCGAGGAGGCGGAGCGAGAAGGAAGGCCCGUCCACGAGCAGGAGGCUGGCGACGAGGCGGUACAGAGCCCCUUCCAGCCCAUCGGGAACUUGAUCUCCAAGGACACAGAGCAAGGAACGCAGAGGAAGGAGCAGAUAGAGCUGCAACAGGACAGGAGCAACGGCCCCAAGGAGGACCUGGAGCACGAGGAAGAGGAGGAGGACGAAGACGCCGCCGGAGAGCCGAACGACACAAGACAAACGCCAGACAACACAACAGGCGAGCAGAGCAGGAAGAGGACGAGCAAGCUGCACCUGAAGAGGAAGCACAGGGUGGACCCGCUGAGGACGGAGGACGGGCCGGCCCAGAGCCCCACGCCUCCGCCUGCGCCUGUGGGAUGGGCCACGCCCAAAGCCUCUAGACUGCCCAAACUCGAGCCGCUCGGGGACUCAGGACAUUCUGAGUUUUUCAAGAAGCCCCUCCCGCCGCUCGCCAACAGGCCGCGACCAAACGGCGACUCCCAAGACGUCAUCUCUUAAAGCUCCUUUACUGACUGACUGACUGAGGUGCGCUACCGACCAAUCACGGCUCUCUCCUGUGCUUUCUGUCUCAAGCGAACGGCGUGUAGGCAACCAAACCAAACGGGACGACCGCGGGAGCCGGCGGCUGGAGGAAACGGAGCUCAACAGCCGCGAUUUCAAUUCCCCAAACUGUUUCAUGCUGAACUUGAACUCUCGGCCAGAUUCUACUGCAUCUAGAUCAUUUUUAAUUUUUACUAUCGAUCAGUAUUGCAAGUCGCCAGUCGGUGUGUCCGACUAAAAUGGUUUGAACUGAGGAACACUGUAAAUAAAACCUCAUCUAACCUUA